CCUUCCGAACCCGAUCCGUUCACAGCCCUACCUCAUUUUCAAACUCUCUAUGCCUCGUUUGUUUCUCACUUCUCUCUCUCUCUCGAAGAUGUGGGGUAGUGAAGGAGAAGCACCGGAGGUCACUCUCGAGACCUCCAUGGGUUCUUUCACCGUUGAGAUGUACUAUCACCAUGCGCCCAGAACUUGCAGAAACUUCAUUGAACUCGCUCGCAGAGGUUACUACGACAAUGUCAAGUUCCACAGAAUCAUCAAGGAUUUCAUAGUGCAAGGUGGUGAUCCCACUGGUACAGGAAGGGGUGGUGAAUCUAUAUAUGGUGCUAAGUUCGAGGAUGAGAUAACAACAAAGUUAAAGCAUACUGGAGCUGGCAUUAUAUCCAUGGCAAAUGCUGGUCCAAAUACCAAUGGAAGCCAGUUCUUUAUUACCUUGGCACCUACACCGUCACUAGAUGGAAAACACACAAUUUUUGGAAGAGUAUGCAGAGGAAUGGAAAUUAUCAAACGACUCGGUAGUGUUCAAACUGACAAUAAUGAUAGACCAAUCCAUGAUGUGAAGAUACUGCGAACAAGUGUCAAAGAUUGAAGUCAUGUAGCUGCUGCAAAUGCAAUCUUUAGUUGUUGAAAUGUCAUACUUUCUAAAGGUGUUUGAUAUCCUCUGUUAAUAAAAAAUGUGCCGAACUCUGUUUGCUUGUAUUUGAACACGGGAUGACAAUAUACAGACAUCAUCAGAACUUAGUCAUUUAUGAAUGUUAGAUUCCUAUGGUUAUCGAGUCUAUUUUGUGUUGUUUUGUUUUGUUUUUUCUUUUUCUUUUUUUUGUCUGUCUGUUUGUUUUUUAUAUUCUGGAAAUAUAUAUUAUCUGCUGUUUAUUUACUAAGGCAGUAUGGUUAUGGUAUAUUCAUUCUUUCU
This is a messenger RNA of Camellia sinensis, 904 nucleotides long. Its product is annotated as Cyclophilin-like peptidyl-prolyl cis-trans isomerase family protein. Lineage: Eukaryota; Viridiplantae; Streptophyta; Magnoliopsida; Ericales; Theaceae. Gene Ontology annotation, biological process: protein folding; protein peptidyl-prolyl isomerization. The record is from RefSeq and is a predicted model, not a curated record. Gene Ontology annotation, molecular function: peptidyl-prolyl cis-trans isomerase activity. Gene Ontology annotation, cellular component: catalytic step 2 spliceosome.